Polychytrium aggregatum is the source of this 539-nucleotide messenger RNA. RefSeq lists its product as uncharacterized. Lineage: Eukaryota; Fungi; Chytridiomycota; Chytridiomycetes; Polychytriales. The transcript is spliced from 2 exons. The record is from RefSeq and is a predicted model, not a curated record. Bases 1 to 489 code for a protein of 162 amino acids.
AUGCUACCAUGUAACGUCCACUACUGGGACUACGCGCAGUACGCGCAGCACAGCGUCGGAGAUACCAUCUCCUACACCACGCCCAAGAAACGCAGAGGCGAUGGCCAAGAAGUCUCCCAGCCCAUAGUCCCCAGUGGCCAGAAGCCGAUCGAAACAACGAUCGAGGAGCUCUACGGAGACUCCGAAAUGUACCCCAACCCUCCCGAUGUCGAGGCCGAGAAGAACUGGGCCAUCGAAAUUGCAGCCAAGGAAGAAAGGGGCGAAGCCUGUGAGGCCGACUACAUGUCACUCACCUUCGACGAGAUCACUUACCGUCGAUUCCGCUUGGUCUUUGCACUCCGAGGCCACAGGGUCCGCUGCUCACGCUGUGCAGACAGGAAGCAGGCCUCAUGGCACCUCGACCAAGACGACCACGACAUCGUGUGCAAGAACAACAUGAUGAGCCCUGACAACCCGGCCAAGAUUAAGGAGUGCGGCCAGCGCUUGUGACGAACCGGCGUGUUCGUCACAUAGCGCGUGCACGCAGACUGAGCGACGCA